AUGGCUGCUCAAGUAAUCUCCAAUUCCGGACACGAUGAGAUGAUUCACGAUGCCGGCCUGGACUACUACGGCCGCAGAUUGGCAACAUGUUCAUCGGACAAAACGAUAAAGAUCUUUGAAAUCGAAGGAGAGACACAUCGGUUGAUUGAGACAUUGAAGGGACAUGAAGGAGCUGUGUGGUGUGUGGCUUGGGCGCACCCUAAGUUCGGAACUAUCCUCGCUUCCUCCUCGUACGAUGGAAAGGUGCUCAUCUGGCGCGAACAACACCAGAACGCCACGUCACCCGUCGCUGGCGGCGCUUGGACGAAGGUGUUCGACUUCUCUCUACACACCGCUUCAGUGAACAUGGUCUCCUGGGCUCCGCAUGAAAGUGGCUGUCUCCUCGCUUGCGCCUCCUCGGACGGACAUGUUAGCGUUCUUGAGUUCCGUGACAAUAGCUGGACUCACCAGAUCUUCCACGCCCACGGUAUGGGCGUGAACUCUAUCAGCUGGGCACCUGCAGCCGCCCCGGGCAGCUUGAUCAGCUCCAACCCUGGACCGGGCCAGCAGCGGAGAUUCGUCACUGGUGGAAGCGACAACCUGCUGAAGAUCUGGGACUACAACCCGGAAACCAAGACCUACAACAACACGCAGACUCUCGAAGGCCACUCCGACUGGGUUCGGGAUGUCGCUUGGUCGCCUAGCGUUCUUUCCAAGUCCUACAUCGCCUCUGCCUCUCAAGACAAGACAGUCAGGAUCUGGACUUCCGAUGCGUCAAACCCUGGUCAGUGGACCAGCCAGCAACUUGAGUUCGACACUGUACUCUGGCGAGUUAGCUGGAGCCCUAGUGGAAACAUUCUUGCUGUGAGCGGUGGCGAUAACAAGGUCAGCUUGUGGAAGGAAAACCUCAAGGGGCAAUGGGAGAAGGUAAAGGAUAUCGAGGAGUAG
Messenger RNA from Aspergillus niger, 927 nucleotides. RefSeq lists its product as uncharacterized. Lineage: Eukaryota; Fungi; Ascomycota; Eurotiomycetes; Eurotiales; Aspergillaceae. Gene Ontology annotation, molecular function: protein binding; structural molecule activity. The coding region runs from base 1 to 927 and encodes 308 amino acids. Gene Ontology annotation, biological process: protein import into nucleus; COPII-coated vesicle budding; positive regulation of TOR signaling. The record is from RefSeq and is a predicted model, not a curated record. Gene Ontology annotation, cellular component: COPII vesicle coat; nuclear pore outer ring. The transcript has 6 exons.